This is a messenger RNA of Vicia villosa (hairy vetch), 537 nucleotides long. RefSeq lists its product as uncharacterized. The transcript has a single exon. The record is from RefSeq and is a predicted model, not a curated record. NCBI's taxonomy places the organism in Eukaryota, Viridiplantae, Streptophyta, Magnoliopsida, Fabales, Fabaceae. Bases 1 to 537 code for a protein of 178 amino acids.
AUGGACAAAGAAUAUGCCAAUGCCUACGCACUUAUCGAGAGUAUGACUCAAAACCAUUAUCAAUGGGGAAGCGAGAGAACUCAGUCAGAGAAAACUUCUGAAGAGAAAUCUUCAACGAAGAGUGGUAUGUACGAGAUAAGUAACCUCGACCGUGUUAACGCCAAGGUCGAUGCCCUAACUCAGAAGAUCGAAAACCUCACUAUAGCACCUGUAGCCGCCGUGGCUGCUGUUUCCCCAAAUUGCGAAAUACGCGGGAUGUCUGGAUACGCUGCCCCCGAGUGCCAUCUUUUGGCAGGAGUUUCCCCCGAACCAGUAAACUAUGCUCAAAUAAUCCCUUACUCAAACACAUAUAACCCAGGAUGGAAAAAUCACCCUAACUUCUCGUGCAAGAACAAUAAUGCUUUGUACACGCCUGGUCAAGCACCCAGUGUACCACCUGGAUAUCAAAAGGCACCCUUCGCUGCUCCUGACGUCCCCAGGAAGUCUAACUUAGAAUUAAUGAUGGAAAAAUUUCAUAGCCACUCAAACUCAGACUAA